This is a messenger RNA of Saccostrea cuccullata (small rock oyster), 5038 nucleotides long. RefSeq lists its product as uncharacterized. The coding region runs from base 115 to 3318 and encodes 1067 amino acids. The transcript is spliced from 23 exons. NCBI's taxonomy places the organism in Eukaryota, Metazoa, Mollusca, Bivalvia, Ostreida, Ostreidae. The record is from RefSeq and is a predicted model, not a curated record.
CUAUGCAUUAUUUUCAGAGUUACCUUCCAUAGGUAUGACGUCACUGUACACUCCAAGUUGUUUACAAAUGGCGACCGCUUGACAGGUGCGAGCAACUAAAGUCAAGUUCCCAACAUGGCAGAAAAACCCAAGUUACACCACAAAAAAGGAAAGAAAGUGAAGACAAAAAUUCCAACAGAGGAGGAAGAAAAUAGAGAAACAGUGAUAACAGAAGAUAAUAAAUCGGAAUCUAAGACAGAUAUUACCAAAGAUGAGCAAAAUGGAGAGGUAUCUACAAAAACAUCUACAGUACAGACUUCAGUAAAAACCAAGGAAACUAUGGAGUUCACAACACUUGAUACAACAGAAGAGGAGGAGAUUCAGUAUGUGCCUCCACCCAGGGAUGAUACGCUUCCUGACCUGUACCGCCUGAUGGAUAGUCUAGAGGAGGGGGAGACGGACCUGGUCACCAAGAGGGACCCCCCGGCUCUAUUUACCAGGGAGGAACAUGUCCCCAAAUAUGAGAAGAUCUCAGAAUUAAAGCUGGCCAUGGAGAAGGAAGAGUAUCCAGCCUACCUGAAUGACUUUGAGGAAGGAGUUAAGGAUGAUGUGGUGAUGCUCGGUCAGAUCUCACUGGAGGAGGUUCAGGAGGAGGAGAAGAGACUCAGAGACGAGCACAUACAAUACUUGGAUCAGGAAGCGGAAAGAAAGAGAAAACUUCAGGAGGAGGUUCUCCGACGUGAGGAGGAAGCCAAGCAGAGAAUGGCUAAAGUGACCAAGGACAGCAGGACAGACAUAGCCAAGAGGGAGGAGAUCUUGAGACAGAGAGAGAAGCUGUUGAUGGACCGUCUCCACCGUGCCUACAGACGGGCGGAGAGUCAGCUGAUCAGUGUGCUGGAGCGGAGGAAGGGGGAGGUCCAGACAUUCUACGGGGACCUGAUGCUGGCUGAUGGGGUGUAUGGAGGGAGUCAGAGCCGCAGGUGGAAGGUAGACUGGAACAAAACGCCACAACCAAUCCAGAUCAAGCUGAUGUGUCUGAGAGGGGUCAGGGAUAAACUUCCAGGUGGAAGAUAUGUUAUGAUGGUGUCCCUGUACAAUCGACUUGGAGGUCACAACAUGAGGUGGUCAAAGUUGAAAGGUCAAACCUGGGGUGCAGCAACAUUGCCUGUAAACCAUGAUGGCAGAUAUUACAAUGUAGAAAUGAAAAUGGACCAGAGUGUGUUUACCGUCCUCCCGGCUAAAGCCUCUCUGAGACCCGGAAUGGUGCUGAUGUUUGAGUUGUUUUUAUUGAGAGGCGCUGUCGUGGCGACGGACCACGUGGUGGGCUGGGGCUGCUUCCCUAUCUGUGAUGGACAGUUUGAUAUCAUCGAGGGAAAAUACAAGUGCCCCUUCCUGCGAGGUGAAAUGGAUUAUGUUCUGGACAAACAUGAGAAGAUAGAGGAACUAAUGGCUUCAGACAUGGAUCAUUGGCUCUGUAACAUGUACUUUGAAAUCGUAAAGCUGCCUAGACACCUGGCAGGCCAGAAGGAGUAUGAAGUGGAGCUGGAAUUCUCGUCCUCCAUUACUGGAUUUCCCAGUCGUGUCAACCAAGGGGAGGAGUGUCGGGAUGGAGAGGAACCCAUCCCUGGGUCAAUGUCAUCUAUCAGCUCUGACCCCAGCACCUCUCGAGUCAGUCUGACCAGCCCGACAGGGACAGAUUUUGAUGGCAACAAGUCAGACGCCACAGCAACCAAAAUCAAGCUCAAUGAAAGAGCUGGAUCAGAUGAUAAGAGGCCUUCCACUGCUGCUACCACUUUCGGAUCAAGAAUUAUCCACAAAGACAAGAAGGUGGAUCUGGAUUCUGACUCGGAUGAUGCUGAAGACGAGGCCUUGGCUGACCUCAAUGAUCUGAAAGCCAUCCGUAAAGAGGAGGAUUUCAGACCCGUGGAUGGAAUGCCAGGGAUGUACUAUAAGAAAUACCUGAACAACCCUGUGGAGGUGUACCAUAACAAGCUGUACUCCCUGUUACCGCGAACUCACAUCCUCCAACCACCAGUCAACCGCAAAAAACUCACUCAUGUAGAGGAACUCGAGCAACACUCAUUUGUUGUCCAGCCUCCUUUUGCUGAGAAAGGCCACACCUCCAGUGGAACCAACAAGAAAUUGCAGUACGUGGGUCGUCAGUUUAUGGCGGAGCUGGGAUUAUCGGAGUGGAGAAGCAGGGAAUUCUGGGGGAUGUUGUUGAUGUUUAUUAUUGUCUUCUUCCUACGUAUGUACAUUCACUACAUCGGUCAGUGGAUGUUCCUCAACGCAAUCAACAUCCCGGUCAACAAAUUUAACUUCCUGCCCUACACUGUGGAGCUGAACUACCAGAGCACGCUGAUGGCAACACGGGAGGAGAUAGGGGUGGUGUGGCUGGGCCCCAUCACUAACAUUGUCGUCUUCUGUCUCCUCGUGGUCCUAUGUUGGGUCUGUCAGAAGCUAUUUGGACUGUUUCCGGACAUCGGCUGUAAAUUUGUCGUAGCUUACGGACUGUUUACCUUCUUAGACCCUCUCCUCAUCCUCAUUGUGGACAUGAGCAUAAAGAGAUACGAGGACACCUCGAUCUACCCCCAGGCUGACGUGGUGAAGCUGUACUACCACUUCCUGAGACUGGAGGGGUCAGGAUUGGCUGGGAUCUUCAUUGUGGCUUUCCUCUACACCUUCACCAUGUUUAUGUCGGCCUCUAUCCUGUAUAUGUACUUCCUCAGGCUCCAUAAUAAUGGCCGUUUGUUGGAUGUGUACUGGCGUCUCCAUGGUGAUGAGGACAACUUCUUCCUGCCGUAUGACCUUGAAGUCUCUAAUCAGGAGCUGAAUUACAUUGUGAAGAAGGCAGAAAAAUGGAGAGGGGAGGAAGGGGAGAGGAGGAAGACUGCUGUGUAUGACUAUAUUUGGGAAGAGGAAGAUGUGGAGGAGAGUAUUUGGGACGAGAGUGGAGUGGAACACAAGGAGACGGUGAAGGGGAAGAAGGAGAUCACGACUCACGUCUCCAUCCACACGAUUCACCUAGACGGACUCCGUGAACUCUACCGACACUUCCUAAGGCUGCCAGAUGGCGCUGUUGUUGAGGUAUUUGGAGACAUCUCUAUCCCUGGAAUGGACAAAGAUAUGAAGACGGCCCUGGAGCGAGGAGCCCGAGGGGUGGAGAAUCUUAUGGGGUCACAGGCCAGCUUUCACGGGGUACGUGGGAGAAGAAGUGCCCACACUCGAUCAGGAUUCACUGCGGACGAUUUCCCUCCCCCAGCCUCCCCCUCCCCAAGUAGUAGUGAUGACUCCCUCCCCAAGAAAAAGAAGUUAAAGAGGACAGCAAGCAGGAACUGAUGGAUAAUGGCUUCCAUGUGUGAAAGGACUAAAUCUAUCUUUUAUUUGCAUAGAGAUGAUAAGUGAAUUUUGAAUUGUUUCUAAAUGACAACCCUUUCUUUCAAGUAGCUUGAUUUAAAAAAAAAACAACAACACUGUUACAUUUAUCAGCAUUGGAAAGCAUACUUUUAGAUGACAUGUCUUGUUCAAGAAGCUCCAGCGUCAUUGUCCUACUUUAAAUACUGUAUAGCAGGAAAUUUUUGCCCCUGUUCAUUUUUGCUCCUUUCCCCCUAACCUCGGUUGGAUGAAUGAAAAGAAUGCAGUAUAAUUUCUUAAAUAAAACUGUGACUGGGCGAAUUUAAAACAGGGCAAAUUGUUUGCAAGUGCUGAAGGGCAAAAAUAGAGUGGGGCAAAAAUAACCCUGCAUACAGUAACAUGUUUGUAAUACUGUAUUUUAUGCUGAGCAGGACUUGAGCAUGUGUUUUGUGAGUUUGUUUUUGUCUUGAGAAUUUUGUUAAUUUCUGUCCAAAAAGAUAUAAACAGCUUCAGAAGUGUUCCAGAAAUACCCCUAUAAUACUGCUUUUGUCAUGGCUAGUUGCAAUACUUGUUUUCAUUUUAUUUUGAUAUUUAUCUUUUUUCUUUUCCGUCCUGCAAAGUUAUAUUUGAUUUAUUUUCAUGUUAUUUUAAAAUAAUGUAGACUUGUAAUAUAUGUAUAUGUAACUGUUGGUAUGACCUCAUAAUUAUCAUAGUUAUAUGUAGCAGUAUGCGAUCCUGCUUAUUUACUAGAUACAUGUAUAAGGGAUACUGUAAAUCUGAAAAUUUACGAGUGAUGCAUAGAAUCAUCAGAAUAUCAGAACCUUUGCAUUUUAAAUAAAAACACAAUGAUGUAGUCAUUUAAUUUGAACAAGUUUGAAUUCUGUCAAAUGAAUUUAAAAAAAAAACCUUUCCUUUUAGUUUUGAAUUAAACAUUGUAAUAAUUCUUUAAGGAAUCAAAAAAUGGAUACAUUAGGUUCUAUACAAAAAAAAAAGAUCAUCUUUGACUGAAAUGAAUUUCCAAAUUUACAGUAUUUUUCCAAUGGUAUCAUAUGAUUGCACUUUAAUUAAGAUAAUUACAUUUUUGUCAUCUUUUUUAAAAUUAAUUGUAACAGUAGCUGAUUCAAGAACAAAUCAAUGACAAAUGUUGAUGCAAUAUUUUAAUCCUGUAUUAAACAUAUGUAAAGCAUUUAUGUACUAUAUAUUUAAUAUAUUUUUUUUCUGUUCUGCUAGUCUGUGAUUAUAAAGCUAUGUUACUCCUUUUACAAUCUAUUUAUUAUAAACAUUUUUGAUAAAAUAUCCAGCAUUAUUGCAACAAUGGUAGAAAGUCUCAUUUAAUUUUUUUAAAAAUGUUUUUUCCCCCAUUUUUUGGUUGUGAAGACUUACCUUUUUUUAAAUACUGUAGUUAAUUAUACUAAAUAUAUUUUUGAAAGAAAAACAAAUUAAUAUGCUUAGUUUAUUUUUGCACAUCAACCACAAAAAGACCAGUGAUUUAUCUGUGAUAUUUUGUCCUCGUUAACAGUGACAAUGUUAAUUUUGUUGUUAAUUUUGUAGUUCAGUUUUUCCUAUCCUAGGACUCAUUAACAUUGACUGCUGGCAGUCAGAAUACGAAGUCUCCGUCCAUUUCUUUUAUGAUUACAUAACACCAACUUUGAGUUAUUUGUUUACAUUUUUCUUUUAUACAUUUAAUAAAAUGUAGAUUAGCAAA